AUGACCCGAGACUACCAACAAUAUCUGACUGUUUGUGAGUCUGAAGAUAAUGAUAUGACGCGAAUACAUAUCCUUUUCAAUGAAGGUGAAGAGCAGCGACUGCAACGCCUUCUGCAAAGCACACGAAUGAUCAACGAAAGCCACAAAAGUCAAGACGCUGUCCACAGGUCUUUAUUGAUCGAACUUUUGUCUAUGCACGUUUUCGCUCCAUUCGGUCAUUUCGAAUUGGCGGCUGGCCGUGAAGGCCAAGACGAAGCCAAAGCUGCAUAUCGGAGCGCUCAAAUCUGGAGCAAGAGCUGCAAGGCCCGACAGGCAGUUUCACAUGCUGGCCAGGCAGUCCGCUACUUGCGCGAAAUUCCUGUGUCACAGUUCACGGAUUUUCAUGCUAUUAUCACGUACCAGGUAAGCUUAUGCCUGUGGAUUUAUGGAGCAAUCGCCGCCAAUGAUGCUACAUCUUCAGCUCGUGGUAUCCCAUCCAUCAUGUCGCAGCAGUUCGCCCUGGACACAGACGAGACGGCGAAAUCACAGCAAUGGAUCAUUCUUAAUGGAGGUAUCCCUGCCAUCUGCCAAGGUGUCUCGAGAAACGGGGCAGAGGAGGGAAAUCAGAUCCUGCUUUCUUCAACGCAGGAGGUUAUGGUCUGUCUGCAAGAGCUGCUACCGCGCGAGGCUUUGACAGGUCAAAGUCAUGUAUUGAUCUCAUCAGUCUAUGAUCUUAUGUCUGCUCUUAGCACUGUUAGGCCAGGCAUUUUCCUCUCUUAG
This is a messenger RNA of Penicillium manginii, 759 nucleotides long. RefSeq lists its product as uncharacterized. NCBI's taxonomy places the organism in Eukaryota, Fungi, Ascomycota, Eurotiomycetes, Eurotiales, Aspergillaceae. The transcript has a single exon. Bases 1 to 759 code for a protein of 252 amino acids. The record is from RefSeq and is a predicted model, not a curated record.